This is a messenger RNA of Selaginella moellendorffii, 462 nucleotides long. RefSeq lists its product as uncharacterized. Bases 1 to 462 code for a protein of 153 amino acids. The record is from RefSeq and is a predicted model, not a curated record. The transcript is spliced from 5 exons. NCBI's taxonomy places the organism in Eukaryota, Viridiplantae, Streptophyta, Lycopodiopsida, Selaginellales, Selaginellaceae.
AUGGAAAAGGACGCGAGUGACAAGCAGUGGAACAUGAGACCAGGAAUGAGCUUGAAUGUGGAGUUUAAGUCCGAGGACUACCAAAUGGAAGCAUGCUUUGUGACAAUGGUGAGAUUCACAAGCGACGCACCUCAAGGGAAAGCAACAGCGCUCAUCAACUGGCGCUCCGGUGGCAUGGAGAUUGAUCCCAACGAGGAUGUGCUACUUGUGCUCCUUUUUUCCGCAACCAUAAGCAUGUCCGUGUCUGAUAUGCUUGGCAAAGGAAUUCCUCCGUGGGCAAAACCAAGAGCUUUGGAAGAAGAAGAUCAAGUUCACUGGGGUGCCGUGAAGAUCGACCAUGAUGGUCUUGGUGGUGAAAUCUAUUCUUGGUACAAUGCUGGUAGAUGCGAACUCGCCACCCUGGAGAAACAGAUGAAGAAAAGCAAAAAAACCCCUGCACUUGUCCAGCCAAAGAUGGAUUGA